This is a messenger RNA of Cebus imitator (Panamanian white-faced capuchin), 2339 nucleotides long. It is a transcript of the gene FBXW5, whose product is annotated as F-box and WD repeat domain containing 5. Gene Ontology annotation, molecular function: protein binding. The record is from RefSeq and is a predicted model, not a curated record. The transcript is spliced from 9 exons. Bases 174 to 1874 code for a protein of 566 amino acids. Lineage: Eukaryota; Metazoa; Chordata; Mammalia; Primates; Cebidae. Gene Ontology annotation, cellular component: Cul4-RING E3 ubiquitin ligase complex; SCF ubiquitin ligase complex. Gene Ontology annotation, biological process: protein ubiquitination.
UGCCCGCGCGCGCGGCCUUCCGCCGCCAUCGAUGCCUCGGGGCUCGUGGCGUCGGGCCUGGCAGGCUCCCUGCGCGGCGGCGGCGGCGGAGGCGGAAGCGGGUCGGGGCGGCGCGGGGCGGGGGCGGCGCAGCGGGCGGAGGCGGCCGCGGGCCGCCCGGGCAGAAUGUCACGAUGGACGAGGGCGGCGCGCCCCUGCUCCCCGACAGCCUCGUCUACCAGAUCUUCCUGAGCCUGGGCCCGGCCGACGUGCUGGCCGCGGGGCUGGUGUGCCGCCAGUGGCUCGCCGUGUCGCGGGACGAGUUCCUGUGGAGGGAGCAGUUCUACCGCUUCUACCAGGUGGCCCGCGACGUGCCCCGACACCCAGCGGCCACGUCCUGGUUGGAGGAGUUCCAGAGGCUGUAUGACACCGUGCCCUGUGUGGAGGUGCAGACGCUGCGGGAGCACACAGACCAGGUCCUGCACCUCAGCUUCUCACACUCGGGCUACCAGUUCGCGUCCUGCUCGAAGGACUGCACUGUGAAGAUCUGGAGCAACGACCUGACUAUCUCGCUGCUGCACAGCGCGGACAUGCGGCCGUACAACUGGAGCUACACGCAGUUCUCGCAGUUCAACCAGGACGACUCGCUGCUGCUCGCCUCGGGGGUGUUCCUGGGGCCGCACAACUCGUCCUCCGGCGAGAUCGCGGUCAUCAGCCUACACUCCUUCGUGCUGCUGUCCCGCGUGCGGAAUAAGCCCUACGACGUGUUUGGCUGCUGGCUGACGGAGACCAGCCUCAUCUCGGGGAACCUGCACCGCAUCGGAGACAUCACCUCCUGCUCCGUCCUGUGGCUCAACAACGCCUUCCAGGACGUGGAGUCAGAGAACGUCAACGUGGUGAAGCGGCUGUUCAAGAUCCAGAACCUCAAUGCCAGCACCAUCCGUACCGUGAUGGUGGCCGACUGCAGCCGCUUCGACAGCCCUGACCUCCUGCUGGACGCUGGCGACCCGGGCACACCCCCCUGCCGCGUCUUUGACCUGGGCAGCGACAACGAGAAGGAGGUGGCCAGCCCGGCCCCCGCCCACGCCAGGGAGGGCUUGCGGCACUUUCUGGACAGCGUGCUGGAGGGGCGCGCGCAGCCACAGCUGUCGGACUGCGUGCUGGAGACCAAGGUGGCCGAGCUGCUGGCCCAGGGCCACACCAAGCCCCCUGAGCGCAGCGCCACAGGCACCAGGAGCAAGUACCUCAUCUUCACCACCGGCUGCCUCACCUACUCCCCACACCAGAUCGGCAUCAAGCAGAUCCUGCCACACCAGAUGACCACGGCAGGGCCGGUGCUGGGCGAGGGUCGGGGCUCCGACGCCUUCUUCGACGCGCUGGACCACGUCAUAGACGUGCACGGCCACAUCAUUGGCAUGGGCCUGUCCCCUGACAACAGGUACCUGUAUGUGAACAGCCGCGCCUGGCCCAGCGGCGCGGUGGUGGCCGACCCCAUGCAGCCGCCGCCGAUCGCGGAGGAGAUUGACCUGCUGGUGUUCGACCUGAAGACCAUGCGGGAGGUGAGGCGGGCGCUGCGUGCGCACCGCGCCUACACGCCCAACGACGAGUGCUUCUUCAUCUUCCUGGACGUCAGCAGGGACUUCGUGGCCAGCGGGGCGGAGGACCGGCACGGCUACAUCUGGGACCGCCACUACAACAUCUGCCUCGCCAAGCUGCGGCACGACGACGUGGUCAACUCGGUGGCCUUCAGUCCCCAGGAGCAGGAGCUGCUGCUGACGGCCAGCGACGACGCCACCAUCAAAGCCUGGCGCUCACCACGCACCGUGCGUGUCCUGCAGGCACCUCGCCGGCGGCCUCGCGCCUUCUUCUCCUGGCUUGCCAGCCAGAGACGCUGAGGGGUGCUGGCCGCGCUGGAGCCACCGGGACCCCUUGAGGAUGUCACCCAGGCCCUGUGGCUCUUUUCUGAGCAGGAGAGGUGGAGACGCUUGUAGCAGUUACGCUUUAGGAAGGGGACAGUCAGGCCCCGACACGCUCUCACACGCAAACCCACUCACGCAGCUGUGAUGCCUGGCAUGGGAUGGCAGGUGCAGACAGAGCCAAAGGCCCCCUCAGUCUCCCAGCCAGCUUGGGGUGCGCAGGACACUGGGGCGCCGCUCCUCACUCACCCCCGGGCUGGGGGUUCACCACUCCAGCUGGCCUCAGCCCAGGGCACCCUGGGCUGGUCCUGCAGGGCUCUGGACGCCUGGCUGUGGCCGUGCGCCUGGGGCUUGGGAGCUGCUGGUCACGCUGCUGUGGGCCGAGUGUGCCGCAUGCCCAUGCACCGCCCGCCCAGGGUUUUGAAUAAACAGUUGGCAAUAGCA